Messenger RNA from Huiozyma naganishii CBS 8797, 2259 nucleotides. It is a transcript of the gene MES1, whose product is annotated as methionine--tRNA ligase MES1. The record is from RefSeq and is a predicted model, not a curated record. The transcript has a single exon. Bases 1 to 2259 code for a protein of 752 amino acids. Gene Ontology annotation, cellular component: cytosol; aminoacyl-tRNA synthetase multienzyme complex. Gene Ontology annotation, biological process: methionyl-tRNA aminoacylation. Gene Ontology annotation, molecular function: methionine-tRNA ligase activity; ATP binding. Lineage: Eukaryota; Fungi; Ascomycota; Saccharomycetes; Saccharomycetales; Saccharomycetaceae.
AUGUCUGCUGAAUUAAGUUACGAUAGAUUGAAGAAUCAUUCUGCAAAGUUGCAAUUGGCUAACAAUUUAAAGUUGGCCCUUGCCGUUGAGUUUGCUACGAAGGAUCUUAAGAUAAAGAUUAAUGAUACCGUGGACUCCCCAUCCUUGACCACAGACAAGGUGCAUUUGUUUGAUGCUGAUGCUAUCUUGAGGUACGCCAUGGAUCAGUUCUCUGGGGCGUUCACCUCCGAGUCGUUCGAUUCCUUGUCAAAGUUGGAGCCAGCUCUUUACAAAGAAGAGUUGACAACCCAUGAUAAAGAACACGCCGUUCACGCCCUCAAGAAUUACCUGGUUUCUAACUUGAAGGACACGGACUCUGCCACAAAGUUGAUCACUUUCGCCAACGUUGCUGCUUUGAUCCCCGAUGAAGUUGCUAAGACUGAUUUGUUGAAGCAUUUGCCAGCGAAGAUCACUAUUGCAUGGGAAACCGCCAAAAGAUUGGUUCCUCGUGACUCCGCACAAUUUAAAAAUACUGGUGUAUGCAAAGUGCAGAACGAUUACCUCAUCAAGAAGCAGGACAGUGAGAUUUUGCCAAAGGAUGGAGAAAGAAAUAUCAUCAUUACGUCUGCUUUGCCAUACGUUAACAACGUGCCACAUUUGGGUAAUAUCGUUGGGUCUGUCCUUUCUGCGGAUAUCUUUGCUCGUUACUGUAAAGCCCGGAACUACAAUACUCUUUUCGUUUGUGGUACUGAUGAGUACGGUACUGCCACUGAAACCAAGGCCCUAGAGGAGCAUGUCACCCCCAAGGAGUUGUGUGACAAGUACCACAAGAUACACGCCGACGUUUACAAGUGGUUCCAAAUUGGAUUCGAUCAUUUCGGCAGAACUACCACUGAAAAGCAAACUGAAAUCGCCCAAGAAAUUUUCAUGAAGUUGAACGACAACGGCUACUUGGAGGAACAAUCUAUGCAACAACUGUACUGUCCCGUCCAUAAGGCGUACUUGGCCGACAGAUACGUCGAAGGUGAGUGUCCAAAAUGUCACUACGAGGACGCCAGAGGUGAUCAAUGUGAUAAGUGUGGUGCGCUUUUAGACCCAUUUGAACUGAUCAACCCUCGCUGUAAAUUGGACAACGCAGAACCAAUUCCAAAGUUUUCUGAUCAUGUCUUUUUGUCCUUGGAUAAGCUGGAAUCUCAGAUCUCCAACUGGGUGAAAAAAGCGUCCGACGAUGGUAAAUGGUCAAAAAACUCUAAAACUAUAACCAAUUCGUGGUUGAAGGAUGGGUUGAAACCUCGUUGUAUAACGAGAGAUCUAGUUUGGGGUACUCCAGUUCCAUUGGAAAAGUACAAGGAUAAAGUCUUGUAUGUUUGGUUUGAUGCUACAAUCGGCUACGUUUCCAUCACUGCCAACUACACGGAUCAAUGGAGGAAAUGGUGGAAGAACCCAGAAAAUGUCAAAUUGUACCAAUUCAUGGGUAAAGAUAACGUACCAUUCCACACCGUCGUCUUCCCAGGUUCUCAGUUGGGUACCAACGACCAUUGGACAAUGCUGCACCAUUUGAAUACGACCGAGUAUUUGCAAUACGAAGGUGGUAAAUUUUCAAAGAGUAGAGGUGUUGGUGUUUUUGGUAACAACGCGCAGGACUCGGGUGUGUCCCCAAGUGUCUGGAGAUACUACUUGGCUUCCGUUAGACCAGAAUCUAGUGACUCGCACUUCUCUUGGGAUGACUUCGUUGCCAGAAACAACAGUGAACUGUUGGCAAACUUGGGUAACUUUGUGAACAGACUGGUUAAAUUUGUCAAUGCAAAAUACAAUGGUGUUGUUCCUGAUAACUACGACCCAAGAAACAUUGCUAACUACGAUGCCUUGGUGAAGGACGUCGAUGGGAUCUUGGGUAAUUAUGUGAAGGAGAUGGAAUUGGGCCACGAGAGACGCGGUCUAGAAACUGCCAUGUCUUUGAGUGCCCGUGGUAACCAGUUCUUGCAAGACAAUAAGUUGGACAACUCUUUGUUUGCUGAACAACCAGAUAAGGCCGAUGCAGUUGUUGGUGUGGGUUUGAACAUCGUCUACGCCGUCGCAUCCAUCAUCACCCCAUUCAUCCCUGAGACUGGUGAACAGAUCUUCAAGAUGUUGAAUGCUCCACCAUUGAAAAUUGAUGACACUUUCCACCUGGCUAUAUUAGGCGGGCACAAUAUCAACAAAGCUGAAUACUUGUUCAAGCGUAUCGAUGAAAAACAAAUCGAGAUAUGGAGAGCCAAGUACGGUGGCCAGCAAGUAUAA